Molecule: messenger RNA, 1887 nt
Organism: Alternaria hordeiaustralica
Lineage: Eukaryota; Fungi; Ascomycota; Dothideomycetes; Pleosporales; Pleosporaceae
Exons: 2
Coding region: 1-1887 (628 amino acids)
Source: RefSeq, a predicted model, not a curated record
AUGUGGCCCACCGGUGCAGACGAAUACGUCUUUGGCGCUACCAUCGGCGUAGACGAAGCGCACCAGUCCGCGCAUGAUCAUCAACAGUUCCCUGGCGCUAUAUACCAUGUACUGGAAGAUGAAGAGCCAGCAUCGUCGUUUCUGUCGCAGUCUAUCCGUGAUACAGGGACUACCACGCCGGCUAGUGACGUUUCCGCGUACGCUUUCGCCCCUCAUGAGCCUCCAGGUUUCUGUACGCCUAGAGACAACAUGCAUCCCACGGGGCAACAUUCGCCAUAUCUUGCUCCACCUACGAUCAGACCUGCCAUACCUCAGGUCCGUACCGCGUCCAAGAAAGAACCCAAGAAGACUAUGAUAACAGCGCCUAGCAAGGCCAACGGAGUGGCCAAGCCUUACCGACAUACAACCGGUACGAACGUCCAGGCCAUCGCCAAUUAUGACUUUGGAACUGGCGAUAUCCAUCGUUUAACGUCUGCUAGUCCAUUGCAUAGCGAUGUAUCACCGCAACCCACUAGAUCACUGUCGAGCUCACUCGGACCGCCAAAUAACUCGCUGGACCUCGCAGCAGCAAGCUUGGGCGACCAAAAAGAUAUCCGCCAUGACUUACCAACACCACACGUUGAAGCCGACGGCGAGAUCUCCACAGCGAUACGUCUUCGAACGCCAAGCGAGACUCAAGGAGGCAAGAACCUUGCUCGAGCAUUGGGCCUCCUUGGAGGUAGAACCAGCCCCAUCGGCCCCGGUGUCUCAGGCUUCGACUUCACAUUCGCUGACCUUGUCGACGCGAGGGAUCGGUUUCCUGGCCAAGUCAUCAUACAUCGAAACGCGCUUCUUGAUUCUGAAGACUAUAAGUCAGCAUUCGAAGAAGACGCACGGCUGAGCCGAGACCGCUGCAAUCAAGCUAUUCUUGAAUCCUCUCCGGAUAUUUUACCCCGAGGCGCCUACCUUCUCGAUCUUGGCGGCGGCUUCCAUGUCACAGUCCCGCUUGAUCCAAUAACCGAAGCUACGUUCAAGCAAGGCGGCCAAGGAACCAUACCACCCGAGGGUCUCGUACGUAUCGCCACGGAGAUGAACAUCGACAUGAAAGACUACCGUGUCGAUGGUAAACCGCACCCGGUAUACAGUAUGGGCGCCCCAAAGCAGGUUGAUAUCCGGUACUUGGGCUCCACACCUAUAACCAUAGUGGAGAUGGCCAUCUGGUUUCCUGCGCACGGCUUGCUCUGGCCAGAGUGGACACAGCGAUUUGCUCGAAGUGGCUGGACGCAGAACAACAUCGCUGACCUGAUUGUGAGUUCAUUCCCCCUUGCCGAACCGUGUCUUUCGUGGGCUAAUGUGACCAAGAACCGAGCUUACAACACCGACGCCGUCGAAGGUGUCGGCCCAUCGACAAUCAGUCAGCAGACGAAUAAACAUGGUCGUGAAGCCCGUGAAAUGUUGGAAUCUUCUGGCCAGGGACAACAGCAGGUCACUGAAAGCGCGGCCCUUCCAGUAACGUCUUUCUCAUGCGAGCGCUGGACACCGCCUGGCGACGAGUACCGACUAGUCGACUACUACGUCCGCGAUCUUGCGAACGGUGUCCACCGUGAUAACUUUCCUUCCGGUUCAGACAGGGGCCUUCUGACUCGAUUGAUCGAGUUUGUCGACGACAAUCUAGACGAGUGGGCUGAUCUCUUGCUCAGUGAUGUCCAGUUCAUCGACGAUUCGGGUGGUUACUUCCAGACAACAAACCCGGCUUUCGGACCUGGGAUGGAGAACCCAGACGAGGAGGCGUUUCGCCGUCACAGGCUGGAAUUGAAACGAUAUCGCAAGACGAUGGCGGAUUAUCGCAUCCAGCAAAAGAAGGACAAAGCAAGAGUCGCGAUGGGGAGCCAAGAUCAGGCUCAAUGA